AUGCAAGUACAAGCAGUUAUUAUUAUCAGCAUCCAGCUGUUUAGUCUUGCUGCAGCUACACUGACAUCCACCCCCCCUGUGGCCUGUCCUGAUGACACUGUCACCUUCACCUGCACUCUGCCUGGUAUCUUCAUACGAUGGGACGUCACUCCACCACAAGGCCAAAGGUUUAGCAUAUCUUUAAGUAUCAGCAACACUGAUAGCACACGAGGUAAUCCAGCAUUCCGUGGUGUUCUCACUGACUCCAGUGGAGGAAUGCUCACUGCCACUCUCACCUCACUGUCUGAGGCCUCAACUGUGGAGGGUAUUAUGGUGGAGUGUGUGGGAGAGAACUCUAGAGAGGGUCCUCUCACCAUCAAUGUGGCUGAUCCACCGUCCCCUACUCUCGACACAAGAGUGUCCUCCACUCAAAACCAGCCUAACUCAUCAGAUAUCUCUCUGGACUGGGACCAUCCCUCCUCUACCGGUGGUGUAUCUGUCAGCCAUGUCCUCACCAUCUCCCCAACACCUCUCUCCGGAUCACCAGUCACCGUGGAGACCACCUCAGCACAGAUAACUGUCUCCUACAACACACCCUACAAUGUGACCAUCAGAGCUGUCAACUGUGUUGGAAUGAGUCAAGAAACUUCAAUUAUUGAUCUGAGUAAGCCAUUUCAUGGGGAAUGA
Molecule: messenger RNA, 666 nt
Organism: Halichondria panicea
Lineage: Eukaryota; Metazoa; Porifera; Demospongiae; Suberitida; Halichondriidae
Exons: 3
Coding region: 1-666 (221 amino acids)
Molecular function (GO): protein binding
Source: RefSeq, a predicted model, not a curated record